Messenger RNA from Talaromyces amestolkiae, 1080 nucleotides. RefSeq lists its product as uncharacterized. The record is from RefSeq and is a predicted model, not a curated record. The coding region runs from base 1 to 1080 and encodes 359 amino acids. The transcript has a single exon. Lineage: Eukaryota; Fungi; Ascomycota; Eurotiomycetes; Eurotiales; Trichocomaceae.
AUGAAGGCCAUGCCAACAGUCGAUCAGUUUCCGACCUUUGCUGAUACAGAGUCAUGGCUGCGAGAAGAAGCGUGCCAAUGCAUUUGGUAUCUCCCCGAAAGAAAGAGAUGCUGUAAGGUCGGCAUCACCAAUGAGUACAACAAGGCCGCCCUUGACCUGGUCAACACCAUUUCUGACAGUAGCCUUUCACUUCAAGAAGUGCUUCCGAUACUGGCUGAUAUAGCAGAGAAAUGUUGUUGUGGUCGUCAUCAUCGCAACAAGAUUUGGGGUUCCCAUAUGAAUUUCCAUUUAGCCAGCCGGUGGCAGAAUGAAAUCUCGUCAGAAAAAUAUCACCAAUUUUCAACAUUCAGGAAGCGCAGUGAGAGUCUUGAGAUUCCUAAACUCAAACACGAGAAAGGCUUUUCUAGCCUGCCACUAUUGGAACAGCCUUCCCUGAAUCACACUGUUGCUGUUAUUCCUAACGCGAAAGUAGUCGUUUUUGCAAGGCAUGAGGCUUUCAAGGGCGAGACCUUGCUUUCAAAGUUGAUGGAACCUAUCAAUUGCAAUUCUACAAAAAAUGGAUCUGUCUACUUGUACACGCACACCGAAAAGACAUUCUCUGGUGUCAUCAAGGUGGGAUUCACUGGCCGCUCAAAAGUCUAUGUUCGACUAGAUGAAUGGGCUAAAUGUGGCCAUGGAAAUCCGGUCCUUUUAAAGUCCUACAACGAUAUUAGAUACCCUGAGAGGAUUGAGCAACUCGUCCAUUUCGAACUCGCAAGAUUCCGGUAUGAAAUCAGAUGGUGCAAAUUCCACGGACAGUCACACAUUGAAUGGUUCCAGAUAGCCUUUGAAGUCGCAAGCUUAACUGUUCACCAUUGGUCACAGUGGAUGGAACGCGCCAAUCCUUAUGAUAGGCGCGGUACUCUCAAAUCAUUUUGGAAAGAAACUAUUGUCUUUCUGACCGAUUACGAUAUUCCAAUUACAGCUGUUUUGAUGAUGCAGAUCCAGGAAAUCGAGGAAGGAUCAUCCGAUCUGCCGGACUUCAUCAAGGAUGACAAAUUCUGGAAGCGGACAAGAUCGAUUGUCAAGAAAGAAUCUUGA